Messenger RNA from Xiphophorus hellerii (green swordtail), 4390 nucleotides. RefSeq names its product SMC5/6 complex localization factor 2 (gene slf2). The transcript is spliced from 20 exons. The record is from RefSeq and is a predicted model, not a curated record. NCBI's taxonomy places the organism in Eukaryota, Metazoa, Chordata, Actinopteri, Cyprinodontiformes, Poeciliidae. The coding region runs from base 341 to 4189 and encodes 1282 amino acids.
UGUUACCACAUGGUUAAGUUUGUAGGCGCGUCAACCGCCGCCUAGCUUAAACUCACUUCCUGGAACGGCGGUUUGCUAGUAUUUACUAUUAUUAAGCUACUGUAAAACGUAUGUAUCUUUCUCUGUGUACGUAUUUAAGACUCUUGCACAUGCAGGAAGUGGCUGUAGCCUGUUUGAGUUGCAUUUCUGUCGUCUUAGUGAACGGACAUCCAUUCGUGAACGAUCUACAAAGAGUCCUGGUUUGACUUUUUAGAGUAGUUGAGGAUUACUUCUCCCCGAAGCACAGCAGCAGGACACCCACCACAUUGUGAAGCUUUGCAGCAAAAAUACCAAUUCAGUGAUGGAUCCUGCUUUCCAGCAACACUCACUUUCACAUUUCGCAUCUUUUCCCCAAGAGACUCCAAUCAAACCAUCUCAAGUCCCAAACUUGAUUUCUCAUCCAGCACCCAGGAGAGGUUUGCCUCUCCAGACUCCGGAGGAAUGCAGCAUGAACAAGUUGAGCCCAAACUGGCAUCCAGCAGGAAUGAAAUAUCCGGCAGCUCUCGUUUCAAGUAGUUCAACGAACAUUGUUUCCCCUGUGAACUCUUUGUUAAAACACAAACUUGGUCCUCUGAAGCCCUUUUCUCCAUCUCAUGGCCAUGUUCUGAGCAGCCCGGUUAAUGGUGCCACUCCAGCAAGGGAAAAUCUGGGUCCUCAACAGAACAUGAUACGGUUGGGCUCAGGAUAUUUCACCUCACCUCAAGUUGUUUCAGCCAGCCAAACUAAGACUCAAACCUCAGCUGAGAGAACUUUUAUUCCCACUAUAUUUAAUUCUCCAUCUCCUCAGUCUGGGAAGAAUAUAAGCAACCCUCUCCCCUCCUGCCUCUUCAGACAGGAUCAAGGAACUGAAUCCAAGAUCCCAUCCUCUAACUCAGGAAAAAUCAAGGAUGUGUCACAGAGAGAAGACCCAAAUAAGAGCAACCAACAUGAACAGACACGUUCAAGAGAAAGCAUUAUUCCAGUGAUGGAUCUGAAUAGCACAUCCCAAAAGAGAGGCUGGGAGGGGGAGCCUUGCUUUAAGAACACCAAGAAACCUUGUCACAAAGGAAUAAACCAUGGAACAACAGAGACAAACGGAGUUACUCCUGGCGCCUCACCAAGAUCUUCACUGGACAGUCAGCCAUCAACAAAAACCUCCUUGGUCUUUGAGCUGUCGCCUGAAACAGCAAACGGACUUCUGAAGUCUGAGCCGGCAUGCUCAGCGUUGUCAUCCACACUCAAACCCUCGAGGUUAGACUUAGUUUGUCCAAAGAAAACGCCAUCUGCAGGGGCAAAGAAAGGCUUUAUUACCACUGAGAAUAAUAUAGUGAAGUUAAGAUUAACUUCAACUCUGAGUAAAGGGAGUCCAAAGAUUCAAAAUGAGGAAAACCAAAGGAAGGACAAAUCAAGUUCUUCUAAAGUUCAUCAUAAGGAGUGCAGCAAACCUCCACAUGUUGGUUCGGUUUGUAGUAACUCCAACGCUGGCUGUAGUGUACCAGUUAAGACAGAAAGCAGAAAAUUAGAGGGCAUCUCUCCAAAACCAGCAUCUAAGCCUAGUUUAAGUUGUAGCACACCAGAACGUAGUAAAGCCAGUCGUGUACGAAAACCAGUGGUUGUCCUUGACGACAUAGAUCAACUCUUCACCCCUGACCCCAACGUUUAUGUUGUCAGGCCUGCAAGUAAGGCCCCAAAGUGUAAGAUGGAAGAGCAAACGAUAAAGUCACCCACUUCAAAGAAAAGUUCCAGCUGCAGUCCAACAGUUACACCCAUAUCUCCUCCUGUCACACAACCUCUUCAGGCAGCCUCCUCACCAGCCUCUAACCGGACUGUCUUUUUGCCAACUGUGACUUUGGAGCGACUAAAACUGGAAGAUGGAGGCAUCAAACACAGUCCUGUCAAUUCUUCAAGAAGUCAAUCUAAGGAUGAGAGUUUUAAACCUCAGCACAACCUCUCCCUGAAACCUAAAACCAGUGAGGGUUUGCGUUGCUUGGAGAUGGACACAGCAGCCUCUGUGCAAGAGACUUCCCCUCCAUGCACAAAGCCUCCACCAUUAGAGGAGGAGGACAGUGAUGGGAGUAAGAGGGGGAAAGAAGAAGACUCUAUUGACGUUGAACUAGACCUUGGCCUGAGCAUUUCAUAUGGUAUAGAUCCAAGCCAGAGCUCUGACAGCAGCGAGGACGAGGAGCCGCUAAUCUCCUUCCAGGAGAUGAUGGAGCACGUUGCGAAGCCUCCAGACACGCCGCAGAAAGAAACCAUUUCAGAGCCGAACACGCCAGGAAGUCGUAGCUCUCAGUCAAAAACGCACCUGCUGUCAUCCUCCACAAAGCCAGGAGUCUACAAGAACAACCUGGACCAGAUGUUGAAGGAGAUAAACAGCACCAAGAAAGCAAAGGAGAUUGAAGCACAACUUCUGUCUGCCUGCAAUGAAGACCUCUUGAGGUUAGCUGAGUAUGAGGCGGCAGAGGAGAACCAGGAGGAGAUUGCCAAUGAACACCAGGAGUUUCUGCAGCACUUCUCAUUGAUGUCUGCUGCAAUCAGAGAAAUCCCACCAGGGGAGAUGGUUUUUAACCUGGAAAGGUUCGGCCAGGUCUUUCACCAGGAUUCACUGCAGCUCAGGCAGUGCCACGUCAGUCCUCAAGGGGCCUCUCAGAAGACACUUAUUUGGUCCAGUCCUGCUCAGUUGAGACUGCACUUGAAUGUUGGUCUGUUUGAGGAAGCUUACUGUAACUCACCUUGUCCAGCUCAGGUUACCUGCUUUCUUUUCAAGAUGAUGUCGGUCCAUAGUGAAAGGAUCAUAUCCAAUAAGAUCCUACGAGCCCUUUGUGACAUCGCCUGUUCUGCUGCUUAUCAGAUAGUGAACAAUGACAACCAGAAGUUUGAAGUUUGGGUUCCCAGUUUGGCAGAUGUGACGCUGGUCUUUAUGAACAUGGGUGCUGCAUUUGUGACACUCUUCCCCUUUGAGAGUCUGCAGCCAUCAUUCACAGAGGGAGAUUUGCUAGAGGAUAUCUAUCUCAAAAGUGAGUCUCCUACUAACAACAAUGAAGAGAUCAGUUUCCCUGAACACAACUGCACAAACAUCUUAAAGUACCUGUCUUACUGUAUGGGGCUCUGCCCUCAUGCAUACAGCAACGAUGAGCUGCUGUUGCUGCUUACUGUGGUGGGAAGAAUCAGCCUUGACACACGGCUAAUCCUCCAGUCCAGCGUAGCAGUGAGCUGUCUGCUGUAUACAAUAAUCAACAACAUCAGUGACUGGUCUUCUGUGCUGCCGAGAGUCUGUAAAGCCCUGACUGAUUUAACAGAUGAUCAUCACAACAUGUGCCUCCUGAUUCAGCUCCUACCUGACAGUAAAUGUGGAAAAGAACUCCGCCGCCAUUUAAGCAUGUGCUUCAUCUCUAAGUUGUUGGAUGGAAAUUGCACCUAUAUCCCUGUGGAGACAGAACUUCCGCUUGCCGAGUUGAGGCCGUAUCUUCCUCAAAUGCAACCCUCCGCCCUCGUCCGAAGUAUCCAGCAGAAAGACAAAGAGGAGGACAUGGCAACUCAAGACCAACAGGCCUACUACCUGUGUUAUAGCCUUCUGACUCUGACAAAUGAGGCGUCCAAUUUACAGGUCUUCACACCUCAGCAGAAGGCGCAGCUGCUUGUUUUGUCAUCCGAACUGGAAACACAUGUUAAAUGUGACAUCAGAGAAAGCGAAAAGUGCCUUUACCGCAGCAAGGUGAAGGAUCUGGUAGCCAGGAUCUACACAAAGUGGCAGAUGCUCCUCCAGAAAACUAGACCUCUCAAUGGUAAGCUGUAUGAUUAUUGGCAACCUGUGGAAACCUUCGGAAACCCUGAAGACGAUGAAGAAGCAGUUUUCAUUGAAGACGAUGAAGAAACCAUAAUUGAUGAGAAUGAUACUUUAAUUGCCGAAAAUAAAGAAGGAGAAAAUGAAAAAACGGAGGUUAAAGAAGACAUGGAAGUAGUUGCACAUCCGGGAGACAAGGAAGACGACACAAAGGCGAGAGAAACGACAGCGACAGAGGAGCAAAUGACUGAUGACUUGCAAGCAAUGCCUGUGAUGGAGCCUCUAGCUGUGGAUGAGAAAAUUGAUCCCAGUCCUAAAGAAUGUACAGACACAGAGACUCGGACUGCUGAAAGGGAAAAAACGCCACCCCCUGAUGCUGUCAUGUGAAUCUCUGUCAUGCAUAUCUUUUUUUUUCUCUUCUGGUUGUCGAAACCUUUUGCCUUUAAGUAAAAAUUAUUUGCACUUUUACUUACUGAUUAGUCUUUUUCGAAUAUGUAACUCUCAGGUUAACCGUAUGCAAUAGUAGAUUUUUAUAAAACUUUACAUUUGAUUAAAAAAAAAACGUUUAGAAUACAAAGUUUACAGAGG